CUACACAACAUGCAUACACACACACACAUUUAGUCUGUCCCACCAGUUUAAACGGAUAUCAAACAUUUUACUGGGUCCUAAAUCCAGACAAGGAUUGAUUUACAUUACUGGUGAUAGAUUUAUCUACUGUCGUACUUGUGACCAGUAUUAAUAAUAGGAUAAACUAAAUCCUUUUGUGACAAUAUUGGGAGGAACAAUGCGCUUUAUUAAGCCAUAUGUUCUGCUUGUUAUUGCUGGAAUAUUCUUGCUUCUGGGGUAUGUCUACUUCAGCUUCUUCUCUGAAAGGCUCAACAGAUGUACUGAUGUGGUGUCAGUGACCCCAUGGUUGGCACCCAUCGUCUGGGAAGGCACCUUUGACGCUGUGCUAAUCGACAACAUCUACAAGCCCAUGAACCUCACCGUAGCAACCACUGUGUUUGCCGUUGGAAAAUACGUCAGGUUUCUCCAAGAUUUUCUGGAGACAGCAGAGAAGCACUUCAUGGUCGGCUUCCACGUGCGCUACUACGUUUUCACUGAUCGUCCCCACGAUGUUCCUUCAGUGAACCUGUCUCAGGGGAGACAUUUGAGUGUGAUCCAGGUCCCGGGUUCAAACCGCUGGCAGGAGAUAUCAGCCCGGAGGAUGGAGAUCAUCCAGAUCACCAUCGAACGUCAGAUCAGAAGGGAGGCCGACUACAUCUUCUGUCUGGACGUAGACAGCAAGUUCCACGCUCACUGGGGGUCCGAGUCUCUUGGAAGGCUGGUUGCUGUGAUACACCCAGGCUACUACGAGCAGACCCGUGACCGCUUCCCGUACGAACGGCGUCCAGCCUCGACGGCCUACAUCCCCAUGGAUGAGGGAGACUACUACUAUGGCGGGGCUAUGAUCGGAGGGUUCGUGGAAGAUGUGUACACACUAACAAAGGUAUGUCGGACCCGGUUUGAGGAGGAUGUGGGGAAUUCCAUUGAGGCUGCCUGGCAGGAGGAGAGCCACCUCAACAGGUACCUGCUCGACAACAAGCCCAGCAAGGUGUUGUCUCCAGAGUACCUGUGGCAGGACUUCAAGGCCAAAACCAAAGAGGUCAAAGUAAUUCGCUUCUCGGGGGUCAUUAAAAACUAUGCUGAUGUUCGUCCCAAUGUAUAAAAAUAGGUAGUGGCUAUUAGACCGGCAGAAGAAAAACUUAAUUUAGUCGUAGCGGUAAAAUUAAUUGAGUUUAGGUUAAGGAACAAGGGUUAAGUUUAGGUAUAGUUUGACUGAGGUUAAUUUUUGGGUUAAGGUUAGGGAAAGGCAUAAUAACAAUUUUGGGGGUGCUUAUAAAUUUGUCACCUGUGGGUGUUUCUUGUAAAAAUGUGUAAUGGAAAUGUGUUUCUUGCAUAUCACAACUUCUGAGAGUGGGGUCACGUGCCAGCGUCACCAUUGUUCGUUUUAACUUAUUUCAUUCUGUAUUCUAUUUUGCAUGUUGAUUACUGUGAGGGAACAAAGAAAUAUGUUAAAAAAAACAGUUACAAUAAUAGUAAUAACAAUAAUAAUAUUAUGUUUCACCACGUUCCAUUAUGUUUGUGUUGUGUCACUACUUCUUAUUUAACCAAGGUCCAAAGUGAUGUUUUGAUUUAGAGCUUUAUACUUUAGUGGGAUUCACACAAAUGAUAAAUAGUGCUUCUUUCUGGUGGACGGUUAGGGUACAUGAAAUACCAGGAAAUGAUAUGUAUUCCAUAGCCUAACUAAAAACAACAGCUUUAGUGAACUAAUCUGGCAACCACAGCACGGUGUCAGCAGAAGGGGAAGGCCAGAGAAUACAUACUUGGACAAGCUAAGGAGCAACACCAGACUGGAGGAGGAGGAUGUAUCUGCAGUGUAGGACUGGCACCUCUGUGGGACCCAUUUAUCCACCCAAUACGUCCAAAUUCAUAUGGUGAGGACAGUGUAUGUAUAUAUUUUAUUUUAUUUAAGAUGAGAUGAGCUAAAUUAAUCACAUGAAUAAGAAGGUAUUGGAAUGAUCCAUAAUAGACGGACAUUGUGACAUGAGUCACACUUAUCCGAACAGGUUCCUUUUUUAAGUCAAAAUGGAGGAUGCACUUCAUUGUGUAAAAACAUCUGCCAACGGCAGGGCAAUUGGCUAAAUCCUUCAUGUCAAUGAGUCCACAGAGAAGUGGAUGAGGUUCCAGAAAAGCCUGACCAAUCACAUUGUAUUGGGUUACGUGUGCUGCCCGGAAAGCAAACAGAACUGAAACCAGGUGUGUAUCUGCCCUAUUUGACCAAAAAUCAUACAGUUUUGUACUAUUUAACCAUAUUGCUUAUACAUGCAACAGGCAUGUAAUAAUAAUGUUGAGUGAGCUAGCCUAGCAAGCAAGCAAGCAUUUCACUGCACCUUUUAUACAUUCUGUUCACUGCGUGUGACAAAUACAAUUUGUUUUGAUUUUAUCUCCCAAUGUAUUCAACUUGUAUUUUAACACACAUAGUUGAGAAUGGCUUUCAAGUGAUUAAUACAGCAAUUUAGGAAUUCUAAGCAUUCAUAUCUUCUCUAGCUCUAACUACUGUAGCGUAUGUCCACAUACAUGAAUUUUAAGCUUCCAUCCACUCUGUUGUCCUCACAAUAGCCGCUAAGCGGGAAGAUUGCCCCCUGCUGGCCUAUCGACAUCACUUCAAACAGAACAGAACAUUUCUUUGAUCAUGGGGUUGUCUCAAACAGAUUACACUCUUAUUGAAAUGUGACAGGCUAAAAUCUUAGAGAAUAGCGAGAUUUGUAGAUUAUAAUGCAGCGUUACACAGUUUUUAUUUUUGGGCCUAAAGCCAAUAAAGGUUUAGUUUCUUGUCAUGAUGUACAACAUUGGCAGCUAAACGCUGUAUUGCAUUGUUCAGUUCAUGUAAAUAAAUAAACAAAUAAUUACAUAAACAAAUUAAGUGUGAAAUCGUGAUAUAUUCCUAAAAAUUCAUACGAUUUUCAAAAUCAUGAGAAUUCACGACAAUUGAGCUAACCAUGUUUAAAGGUGACGUUAUGUUCUACGUAUAUAUGACGAAAUGCAGUCAUACGUUAAAAAAAACAGUUGAUUUCGAAAGGGAUUUAGGAAUUUUAUUCACCGAUGUCAUCAUCCCCCGCGACAGAGGCUGUCCUUCUUUCAUGGCUUGAAGGGUUCCUAAUUGUCGAACUAUUCAAAAAUGUUUUGCAUUUUAGCUAACCCUAAACCUUUUCCUAAACUUAACCUAAUUAUCCUAACUUGAUACGUUAUUUUGUAUAUUCAUUUCACCUUUAUUUAACCAGGUAGGCUAGUUGAGAACAAGUUGUCAUUUAC
Messenger RNA from Oncorhynchus masou masou (cherry salmon), 3267 nucleotides. RefSeq names its product globoside alpha-1,3-N-acetylgalactosaminyltransferase 1-like. Lineage: Eukaryota; Metazoa; Chordata; Actinopteri; Salmoniformes; Salmonidae. Gene Ontology annotation, molecular function: hexosyltransferase activity. The transcript has 4 exons. Gene Ontology annotation, cellular component: membrane; vesicle; Golgi apparatus. The record is from RefSeq and is a predicted model, not a curated record. Gene Ontology annotation, biological process: carbohydrate metabolic process. The coding region runs from base 197 to 1120 and encodes 307 amino acids.